AUGGCGAGUGAGGUUCACUCGAUUCUUGUCAUCCUUAAUGACCUACCUUGGGGAAAACCGGUGAUGGAAUCGUCGAAGAGGCUGGAGGAAGGCGCUACGACGACAAAGCGCGAGCUGGUGCCGAAACCAUUUGUGGUUGGUGAGAAGGCGCUCGAGGCCGUGGAGACUAUGGAGGAGUUGACUUCCUCGAUCGCAGCUACCAUGCCAGUGUCGCCGCAUGCCCUAGCUGGGUCGUUUGAGACCGAGGAGGAAGAAGUCGUUGAUCUCAUCAAGGUAGCUCUACUGACGUCUCACAAAUCUACUGUCGUAGCCGCCGCUACGAGGCCAGUCGCAGUGAAGGAGCUAACCCUAGCUCCGGUUCCACUGCUCGUUGAGGAUGGCGACAAAGACCAAGGCAUCGUGGGAAUAAGAAGUCCGGUUCACCCCUGUAUUGGUCCAAGCAUGGGAGGAUUGGUCGGAGUCUUGUUGUAUGGAGUUGGGCGAAGUUUGUUGAGGAGAGGGAAGCAAAUGGAAUGGCUGCAGCAAGCUUACACGUUCCAUGAAGAGCAUGGUAUUAGUCUGGGUUCGUAUUUGGGUGUGGAGAUGGCAACCAUGCUCCAUGGAUUGGCGGACUACUCAAAUUCCAAUUGGGAGCAACUUAGUUACACCAACGUGGGAAUGAGAGUUAGCUUUGGCAGGUUCCAAUGCGUCGACCCAGGUGGAGAGAAUUUAGAAAGGAUUGAAGCUGCUAACCAUGGAGGGAUCGAUUGGGUGCUGAAGGUGAAUUGGAAGUAUCGGAAGCGCGAUUGUCAUCGUCCAAACCUCACCAUUGUCCAUCACAAGCUACGGGGAAGCUUCUUCUUCAUCGAUCCAGGUUGA
Messenger RNA from Linum trigynum, 858 nucleotides. The record is from the annotation of a GenBank genome assembly. NCBI's taxonomy places the organism in Eukaryota, Viridiplantae, Streptophyta, Magnoliopsida, Malpighiales, Linaceae.